This is a messenger RNA of Chlamydomonas reinhardtii, 4611 nucleotides long. RefSeq lists its product as uncharacterized. The coding region runs from base 176 to 3436 and encodes 1086 amino acids. NCBI's taxonomy places the organism in Eukaryota, Viridiplantae, Chlorophyta, Chlorophyceae, Chlamydomonadales, Chlamydomonadaceae. The transcript is spliced from 28 exons. The record is from RefSeq and is a predicted model, not a curated record. Gene Ontology annotation, molecular function: RNA binding; ATP binding; RNA helicase activity. Gene Ontology annotation, biological process: RNA catabolic process; maturation of 5.8S rRNA. Gene Ontology annotation, cellular component: nucleus.
UAUGCAGCGGCAGCGGCCGUCAGGUGUAACAGGCCGCCAACCCGCGCAAACGUGUGCUCCUCCAACAACGCACCUAAUGUUCGAGAAUUGAAUUGAACGUACGUUCCUUCUUAACAAGAAUAUCUUACAGUUACUGAAACUGGCUUUUGCAUAGACCACGGUCGCUCCAAGGUGAAUGGAGCUCUCUCCCGAGGGCCUCGCGGCCGCUGCGGCCACGCGACAAGCGGCUAAGAAGCGUAGCCAAAGCGAGGACAAACCGGUGGUGAACGGCGCUGCCGCGACAAACCCGGCGGGAACAGCCAAGCGGCAGCAAGGGCCGGGCGGCCGCCCCCCCGCCACCUGCACCCACGAGGUCGCCAUCCCGGAGGGCUAUGACGAGGCGGCAGCUGCUGAGAAGCUUGACCCUGUCAUUCAUGGCACCCUGCAGGAGCCUGUGUACACGGGCCCCCGGGCCAAGGAGUACCCGUUCGUGUUGGACGCCUUCCAGGAGACGAGCGUGGCGUGCCUGGAGCGGCGGGAGUCUGUGCUGGUGUCCGCACACACCUCCGCGGGCAAGACCGUGGUGGCCGAGUACGCCAUUGCCAUGGCCUUCCGGGCGCAGCAGCGGGUCAUCUACACCUCGCCGCUCAAGGCCCUGUCCAACCAGAAGUUCCGGGAGCUGUCGGAGGCGUUCGGCGGCGACGUGGGGUUGAUGACGGGCGACGUGUCGCUCAACCCCAACGCCUCCUGCAUCGUCAUGACCACGGAGAUCCUCCGGUCCAUGAUCUACAGGGGCAGUGAGCUGCUUCGCGAGGUGGCGUGGGUGGUGUUUGACGAGGUGCACUACAUGCAGGACCGGGAGCGCGGUGUGGUGUGGGAGGAGACCAUCAUCUUCCUAGACCACCACACCAAGAUGGUGUUCCUGUCCGCCACGCUGUCCAACUCCAGCCAGUUUGCGGCCUGGGUGGCGCACCUGCACAAGAGCCCCUGCCACGUCGUGUACACCGACUACCGCCCCACGCCGCUGCAGCACUAUGCCUACCCGCUGGGCGGCGAGGGGUUGUACCUGCUGCUGGACGAGCGCGGCAACUUCAGGACCGAGAACUUCGAGCGAGUGAAGGAAAGCCUGGCCAUGACUGCGGGGCCGUCAGGAGGUGAUGGCGGCGACGCAGAGGGCGCGGACGGCGGCGCCGACGGCGGUCGCGGCGGCGGGCGGGGUGGGCGUGGCGGGCGCGGCGGACGCGGCCGAGGCGGGCGAGGCGGCGGCGGGAGAGGGCCUGGUGGCAAGCCGCCCGACAUGCGCGAGCAGGUGGCGACCAUCCUGCAGGUGAUCAAGCUGCAGAAGUGGGAGCCCGUCAUCUUCUUCUCCUUCUCCCGCCGCGACUGCGAGCAGUACGCCAACGCGCUUGUGGCCAAGCGCUCCAAGGACAAGGGCGGCAACGACAAGGAGGCGCCGGCGGACGAGGCAGAGCGCGAGCGCGAGCGGCUGUUCGACUUCAACAGCGCGGAGGAGAAGGUGCAGGUGGAGGAGAUCUACGCCAACGCGCUGCAGUGCCUGAGCGAGGAGGACCGCGAGCUGAAGCCCAUCGCGCGCAUGCUGCCGCUGCUGCGCCGCGGCAUCGGCGUGCACCACUCGGGCCUGCUCCCCAUCCUGAAGGAGCUGAUUGAAAUCCUGUUCCAGGAGGGGCUACUCAAGGUGCUGUUCACGACCGAGACGUUCGCCAUGGGCCUCAACAUGCCGGCCCGCUGUGUGGUGUUCACGGCCAUGAAGAAGUGGGACGGCACCGAGAACCGCUGGGUCAACAGCGGGGAAUACAUCCAGAUGUCGGGCCGCGCCGGCCGCCGUGGCAUGGACGACCGCGGGUUGUGCUUGAUGAUGCUGGACGCGGCGCUGGACGAGGCCACUGUGCGCGGCAUCAUGCAGGGCAAGCCCAGCCCGCUGAUCAGCUCCUUCAAGCUGACCUACUACACCAUGCUCAACAUGCUGCGGCGCCUGGAGGGCAGCGAGGCGGGCAGCAUGGCCUACGUCAUCGCGCACAGCUUCCAGCAGUUCCAGCAGGAGGCGCAGCUGCCCAAGAUGGAGAAGGAGCUGUCAGAGAUCCAGGAGGAGAUGGCAGCCCUGGGCAAGGAGGGCGAGGAGGCCAUGGCCAGCUACCAGCAGCUGCGCACCGACAUCUCCGAGGCCGCGGGGCAGCUGCAGGCGCUGCUGACGCAGCCGAGCCACUGCCUGCCCUUCCUGCGCGCGGGGCGGCUGGUGCGCGUCAGCAGCGGCGGCGUGGACUGGGGCACCGGCGUGGUGGUGUCGGUCAUGAGGCGCCCGGACGCCGCGCCCGCAGCGGAGGGCGAGGACGACCGUGACUCCUACCUGGUGGACUGCAUCCUGUCCCUGGACGCCGCAUCGCUGCCGGCAGCCGCCAACACCGCCACACAGGGGCAGCAGCAGCCCGCGACCGAGGCCGGCCCGCCGCAGCCUGCGCCGCCCGGCUCCCCGGGCUCCGCAGCCGAGGUAGUGCCUGUGACCCUGUCGUGCCUGGCGCAGCUGCACAGCCUGCGCAUCAGCGUGCCGCCGGACCUCAGGCCGGCGGAGGCGAGGAGGCAGGUCAUGGUGCAGGUGGGCGAGCUGCUGAAGCGGCACGGCGAGGCGGGUCUGCCGCGCCUGGACCCCAUCGAGGACAUGGACAUACGCCACCCACAGCUGCCAGAGAUCGUGGCCCGCAUUGAGGGUCUGGAGUCGCAGCUGGUGCGGAACCCCGUGUACAAGGCGGAGAAGGACGCCGCCAAGUUCGCUCCCUACCUCAAGCGCGCCGCGCUGGCGGCCCGCGCCGAGGAGCUGCGCGGCGCCAUGCGCACCAGCCAGCUGGCGGCGUUCCGGGAGGAGGCGGCGUGCAGGACCGCGGUGCUCCGGCGGCUGGGACACAUCGACGAGGAGGACGUUGUGACUCUCAAGGGCCGCGCCGCCUGUGAGAUCGACACGGCCGAUGAGCUGCUGGCCUCGGAGCUGCUGCUCAACGGCACCUUCAGCGGACUGGACAGCCACGCGCUGGUGGCCCUGGCCUCAUGCCUCAUCCCCGUGGAGAAGUCUACAGAGACCAUCAAGCUCACCACACAACUGGCGGAGCCGCUGGCGCAGCUGCAGGCCGCGGCGCGACACAUCGCGGAGGUCAGCCGUGAGUGCAAACUGGAUUUGGAUCCGGACGAGUACGUGGACGGAUUCAAACCCGCGCUCAUGGACGUCAUCUACGCCUGGAGCAAGGGCGCCAGCUUCGCGCAGGUGUGCGAGAUGACGGACAUCUUUGAGGGCAGCCUGGUGCGCGCCACGCGGCGGUUGGACGAGCUGAUGGGGCAGUUGGCCAACGCGGCGGCGGCGGUUGGCGACAACGAACUGGCGGGUAAGAUCCGCGCCGCCGCCGAGACCAUCCGCCGUGACAUCAUGUUCGCGGCCUCGCUGUACAUCUGAUGAGCCGGGUGCGUGGUGGUGGUGAUGGUGGUGGUAAAUGCAGUGGCAGUGCUGAAGGUGGUGGUCGUCGUGGUGUUGGCGGUGGGGCCGCGUGGCUGCUGUGUCAUGUGGAGGCUACGGACUGCUCUGCAUGGUUGAUCUGGGCGGUGCGCGGGCGGGGCGGCGCGGCGCGGUCAAUGCUGCGGUGCUGCUGCUACGGCUGUUUCGCCCGCUGACACCAGCGUGGCCAGCACGUUGGUGGGCUCAAGUUAGCGACCGGGUGAGUGAGGAGCAGGCCCUGGCGGCCGGGGAUAGGGCUGGCGAUGCCGAACGGCGGCAGCCCGGCUGGUGACGUGGCAACGCCUAGUGCCGGUACAUGUUUGGUGCGGAAGGAGUGCGGGAGCAAGCCUACUGGGGCUAGAGUAGGCCGAUGGCGGCGCAGGUGGCUGGCAGGUCCCUGGGGGCGAUGGGACAGGGUAAGGGGCAGGUUGGUGUAGUCCAGUAGUGUGUAGCGUAUGCCCAGGCCCCAACAAUCAAUUUGCAGCGUCAAGGCAAGAUGGGUAUAAUGCUAGAGUUACCUGCUUAUUUGCUGGCAGGCUGGUACUCAGGCUGCUGGCAGGCUGGUAGUUUGCUGAUGCGCAUUCUUUACGCUCCGGGCGCCCAGCCAGGCAAUAGCAUCAGACACACAUCGCAACGCCUAGAAACGCCACACACGUGAAGCAGCGCAGCACACCAGGCACGCAGGCAGGUCCCUGGGGAUCAGAGCAGGGCUAUCACACUCGACUUCAAGAGUUGCGUCAGCAGGUCCCUACCUUGAUCCCUGCUGUACCCAUGGCCCGUAGUGCGUUGCCCCUUGCUGCAUCCUACGGGACUUCACGGGACUUCACCAACCUGCCUUACCACUGUCCCAUCGCACACCCUUGCGUGCCGCUGGCAGUGGGCUGACUUGCGUGCGUCACGUUGCGAGGAAGGGACUGCUGGAUAAUGACGGCCAAACGGCAAGGCUCUAAACUGCAGCCCGGAGCCCUUGUCACAUUACGUCGACAGAAGCGCUAUGCGGUCUGGCUAAUGUCCAUUGUAGCGAUUUGAGUUGUCGCGUGCUGCUGUGACACUCACGUAAGGCCUCUUUGCUCCUGCGCUGGGAAACGAUGUUUAAAACGAUGGCAUUUGCGUCUCCAGUGUAACUCCUGUAAGGG